UUAUUAGUUGUUUGUGUGAAGGUUUUCCUCUUCCCUUGGCCUUCAAGUUACGAUCUUUUUAGAGAGAGAAUUUGAGAAACUUUAAGAAAAGGGGGAGAGAUUGGCGUUUGGUUUUUCGAGAUUUCGGCUGUUAGAAAGAAACCCAAAAGUCCUGAUUUUGCUUGCAAUUAUAUAUUUAUAUAUAUCUUUUCUGAGAGAUAGAGAUAGAAAGAUAAAAUACUUCUACAAAUUUUUCUUUCUCCGUUAUCCAAAUACCCGAAUACCCUUUUCAUCUUCCCUUUAUUCUCUCUUUUUUCAGAUAUUUUUCCUGAUGAUUUCUUUCCCAAAUCCCCUUUCUAAAUCUGUUUUCAACUUAAUCUUCAUCAGUUUGUACUAUAUUUUAUUGUUUUCAUUAUUUCAAAAAACUUGUUCUGAUUUCAUUUGAUUUUUAUCUUCUUUCUGUUUUUAUUUGAUUUGUUUUUCAUUCUUUUCCCAAACUUUAAAAACUUUCAGGAUAAAAAAGGUGCUUCCAAUUUUGUAUCUUUAUUUUUCUGGGUUAUUGAGAUUUUCCACCCUUUUUCUUUUUGUUUAAAACUGGGUGCUUCCUUCUAAUCAAUUAACAGAUCAGAGAAUUGAACAGUUUGGAGAUUCUUUCUUUUUGGUUUUAUAUGUGAGGCCUCAAGGGGUCCGAUGAUUGCUGAUACGUCGAUAGAGUUGUAUAUUGAAUGUCUUAAAUUUAGAAGGGCUGUUUCUUUCCUUUCAGUAGUAAUUGCUGGGGAUUGAAGAAGAAACAGCCUGGGGUUAUGAUUAAAGUGGAUGUUGGAGAAUUGGUGAUUCUUGUAUUUUGGGUAUUAGCUAUUUUUCUUACUUUGAUUCUGGGGAUGAGGAAUGAUGGAACUCUGAAACAACAGGGAACUGUAGCCCGCUCUGGCCGGGCUCAUGAGUUCUUAUCAACUUCCUUUCGUGCUUUUUCUAGUUACAUGAAGAUUGUUUCUGCUGGGGCAUCCAACGUUGCUCGGUCGGCUGCUUCAGUGGCAUCUUCUUUGGUGGAUAAGGAUGAUGAAGCGAAUGCAUUCCAGGUGAAUUGGGCUGGCUUUGACAAGUUAGAGUGGGACGACAAUGUCAUUCGACAGGUUCUUCUGUUGGGUUUUCGUUCUGGUUUCCAGGUUUGGGAUGUUGAGGAAGCAAAUAAUGUCCAAGACCUCGUUUGUCGGUAUGAUGGUUCUGUUUCAUACAUGCAAGUUUUACCCAGACCAAUACCAUCAAUGAGAUCAGGAGAUAAGUUUGCAGAAAGUAGGCCAUUGCUUGUACUUUCUGCUUAUGGUUCCAUUGCUGCUAAUUUUAACAUUCAGGAUCGAUUAGCCUCUUCUGGCAAUGUCGCCAUCCCAAAGAGCCAGGAACUAGUAGAUGGGAAUUUUAUGCCUACAUUUGUUAGGUUUUAUUCCUUGAAAUCUCAGACUUAUGUGCACGAGCUUAAAUUUAGAUCAGCUGUUUAUUCAGUGAAAUGCAGCCCCCUGGUUGUUGCCAUCUCUCUGGCAACUCAGAUACACUGCAUCAAUGCUACAACAUUGGAGAAGGAACAUAUCAUUCUUACAAAUCCUGUAGUUUCUGGUUUUCCUGGAUCUGGAGGAGGUAUAGGUUAUGGACCCCUCGCAUUGGGACCCAGAUGGCUGGCUUAUAGUGGAAGUCCGAUCUUGUUGUCAAAUACAGGACGAGUGGUUCCGCAGCAUUUAAAACCUUCUGCAAGUUUUUCUCAUUCUUCAAAUGGAAGUUUAGUUGCUCACUAUGCAAAGGAGUCGAGUAAGCAACUUGCAGCAGGCAUUGUUACCCUUGGCGACAAGGGUAUUAAGAAACUAUCGAGAUAUUACUCUGAGCUUUUACCUGAAAGCAAUAAUUCUCUUCAAUCAGGCGCUCAGGGUUUGAAGGGCAUUGGAACUCUUAAUGGCCAUGUGGCAGAUGCAGAUAGCAUUGGAAUGGCUAUUGUGAAAGACAUUAUCAGCAAAGCGGUCAUCACCCAGUUUAAGGCACAUAAGAGCCCAAUUUCUGCUUUAUGCUUUGAUCCAAGUGGCACUAUCUUGGUGACUGCUUCUGUUCAGGGUCAUAGCAUAAAUGUUUUCAAAAUUAUGCCAAGUUCCAGCUCGAAGUCAUCUGUAUCUGGUGCUGCUGCAUCUUAUAGCCAUUUGUACAGACUCCAAAGAGGCUUCACUAAUGCAGUCAUACAAGACAUCAGUUUCAGCUACGAUAGCAACUGGAUCAUGAUUAGUUCUUCUAGAGGGACAAGCCAUCUUUUUGCUAUAAACCCUGCUGGGGGACAGGUGAAUUUCCCAUCUGCCGACAUUAUUGCUAGAAAUGGUGGGCCAGUGGUUCCUUCACGGCAAACUGUUCGACGAGUUGAUUCUGGUUUGCACAUGCCUAGUAAACAGAACCAAGGCUCUACUGGUAGUCCACUUACACUUUCUGCUGUUACUAGAAUACAUCAUGGAAGUAAUGGCUGGCGAGGCACUGUUAGUAGUGCUGCAGCUGCUGCAACUGGUAAAAUGGGUAUUGUUUCGGGGGCUAUUGCUUCAGCUUUCCAUGAGUGCAAGGGAAAUGCUGUGCAUGUGGACAAUGGAUCUUCUGAGGUUAGGUACCACAUAUUAGUUUUUUCUCCGUCUGGCAGUAUGAUACAGUAUGCAUUGCGAGUGGGUUUAGAUUCGACCAUAGUUUUGCCGAGAUCUAGCACAGCUCUUGAAUUAGUCUCUGAGUUGGAUGCAAGACUAGUAGUUGAAGCUAUCCAGAAAUGGAAUAUAUCUCAGAAACAAAACCGUAGGUCUCAAGAUAACAGCAUUGACAUAUACGGUGACAAUGGAGGUUUCAAUUGCAAUAAAAAUUAUUGCGAAGAAAUGAAUGGGAACCCUGUCCUUGAAGCAGGUGGCAAUAUCUUUAAGGCAAAGGCUUGCAGGGAGGAACGAUACCACCUGUAUAUUUCAGAAGCAGAACUGCAGAUGCAUGCUGCUCGAACUCCACUGUGGACAAAGCCUGAGAUAUAUUUUCAAGUAAUGGGAAGAGAUGGAGUCAAAAUUGAUGAAAUUGACCAUCCAGGAGAACUCGAUAUUGAAAGGAUUACCACUCGUAUGGUUGAAGCUAGGUCAAAAGACCUAGUUCCAGUUUUUGACUAUCUUCAGUCAUCUAAAAUUUCACAGCCAAGGUAUUUAAAUAGCAACAGUGACCAGCUGUUGCAGCAACAGAAAUCUGGCCAAUUUGAAAAUGGAAGGCAAUCGUGGAGGAGUGCAGCAAAUCCCCAAGACUCUGUUUUUGGGAAUGGACGUGAAGUAACCGGUGGGCAUGGUUACAAGGUGGUGACAGAAACCAAGGGCAUUGUAAAUGAGCCUGAAUGCCCAAGGUCUCAGACCCAGUUCAGUAAUGUAAAUAGUUGUACAGAGAGCAUAAGCAUGGAGUCUCAGCCCAAAUCUGUAAAUAAUCAUCAUAAAAGUGUCCUCGAGGUGGAGAAUCAUUUUGAAGACCUAGGUGAUGAGUUUGAGUAGAGGUAAAUAAUUCUAGAAACUUUGGUCAACUCUCAUCUCUCUAGGUAAUAUAUCUUGUUGAUGAAGUGUUGGUCUCAUAACAAUGGUGUUUUUUUUAAUCAUCACUCUGGUUUGCAGUUUAUUCUUUUAUUUCUCCUGGAAGUUUUAUUAAUGGGUAUAUAUGGGAAAUGUAGAGGAGUUAAGAUGGGAAAUACAGUGUUUUAAUGGCUUUUCAUUUAAUGGUCCUUUUGUAAAUAACACAGUUAUAUGAUCUCCACUCCAACUAGCAGUUUUAUAAUGUAAAUAAUAGAACUGCCAUUAUAACUGGUAUGAAGUUAUGAAUCAUUUGAAUGUGAUUCACUGUGUGACAGUGGACAUGAGCAUUUAUGUUA
Cucumis melo (muskmelon) is the source of this 3874-nucleotide messenger RNA. Its product is annotated as autophagy-related protein 18f. Gene Ontology annotation, biological process: response to starvation; autophagy. Gene Ontology annotation, molecular function: protein binding. The transcript has 7 exons. Gene Ontology annotation, cellular component: cytoplasm. The record is from RefSeq and is a predicted model, not a curated record. NCBI's taxonomy places the organism in Eukaryota, Viridiplantae, Streptophyta, Magnoliopsida, Cucurbitales, Cucurbitaceae. The coding region runs from base 783 to 3503 and encodes 906 amino acids.